This is a messenger RNA of Lizanozyma spartinae, 1161 nucleotides long. RefSeq names its product FG-nucleoporin. Gene Ontology annotation, biological process: regulation of DNA-templated transcription; NLS-bearing protein import into nucleus; nuclear pore organization. NCBI's taxonomy places the organism in Eukaryota, Fungi, Ascomycota, Pichiomycetes, Serinales, Debaryomycetaceae. Gene Ontology annotation, molecular function: structural constituent of nuclear pore; phospholipid binding; single-stranded DNA binding. The transcript has a single exon. The coding region runs from base 1 to 1161 and encodes 386 amino acids. The record is from RefSeq and is a predicted model, not a curated record. Gene Ontology annotation, cellular component: nuclear pore central transport channel; nuclear pore nuclear basket; nuclear membrane.
AUGACCAGUUUGUAUGGACCGGGGUCUUCCGACGGAAGCCAGACGAGUAUUGGCAGCAAGAAGAACGAUAAUCCAGCGUGGUUCAAGAAAACAACCAAAAGAACCAUCCCCAAUCAUUUAGUACCGAAGAGGAAGACGGGAUUCCAAUUGGCCCCCUCCAGCAAUGAAAACGCAUCAAAGUCCACUGUCGGACCCGGAAACUCAGGAGAUACCAACCCCAUGAGUUGGUUGCUGUUCAAUUCCCAGCAUCGGAACAGCAUUGUUGACGAUAACAAGAGCACACUCGAAGACUCCAGCAGUUUAAUGGUUGACGAGUCUCCGUUUCUUGGGAGUGGACCUGAUUUGCCUCCCAAGAGGUCCCUUUAUGAUUUAGACGAUGAGGUUCUACUUGCUUUGAAUAAGCCAGCUCAACAUGUUGACUCUUUCAUCAACAAGGACCCGAAGAACUUCACCAAUGUGUUCAACAAGUCGGCUGCUCACGUGACCAGUGGUGACUCCGAGAAUGGAAAGGACAAGAACGAGUUGCUUGAUGGAGAUCUGGCGGUCUUAGUGUUUGGAUACCCUGAUUUCAUGGUUACUCAAGUUAUCCAGCGAUUUGAAGAGUUUGGGAAUGUUCUAGAACCUUUUGAUACCAAAUACACUUUAAAUAAGUUGGUGCUCACACUGAAUAUAUUGCUGCUGGUAGAACUGGGGCAUAAAUAUAAGAACGUACCUAUAUUAGCGGGCGAAGGGUGGAUCAAAAUCACAUAUGAUAAUCCUAUUAGUGCCAUUGAUGCUUUACAAAUGAAUGGGAAAGUGUUUAAUGGCAGUUUAUUGGGAGUAGCACCAUACUCCAAAGAGUCAAUUGAACAGUUACAGAGUAGAAAGUUGACUAUAGAUGAAGAUAUUGGGGGGAAAGGAGGCGAAUAUUCUUCACUUUUCUCAAAUACCAAUGCCAUUGCUAAGGAACCUCCAAAGAGAUUCAAUUUAGAUGAGGAAAAGAGUGGUGCAUCUGUGACUGCUUCUGCCUCUUCUUCAACAAGAUUAGACAUUAAAGAUGGGUCUUCGUUAUUCUUGCAGUCCCAAGAAGAUAAAGCAAAGGAAGAAGAGAAGAAAAAGAAUGAAAAAUUGGGCAUGGUUGGUACCAUUUUCCGGGCAUUAUUUGGAUUCCAUGAGCUUUGA